UGAGGGGGGCUAUGUAUAGCGCUGGCCCGUGUGCUCUCCCAUUUGGACACUAGUGUUCGUCUGAGAGUCCUCCACCCCGGACAUCUCUGUUCACCGCACACGAUCAGCAGAGGCAGCGGCGAGGAAGAUGACGACGACGACGACAAGGAGGAGGCCCUUCAAGGUACCUGAGAUGGCUCUGAGGGUGUGCGUGAUCCCCCUCGCCUUGGCCUCCCUGUGGGAGAUGGCCACCAACAAGCAAGCCGAUGACACCUACGGGGAGAUCAGCUUCUCCAACCUCUCCGGCUUCAAGUAUUUAGUUUUCAUUAACGCUGUCACUGCCGCCUAUUCCGUGGUCUCCAUCCUGAUGUCAUCCUUCAAGUCCCUCGCUCGCUUCGAUUGGCUCAUUUUCCUCCUGGAUCAGGCGGCGGCGUACCUGCUGGUGACAUCGUGCUCGGCGGCGGCGGAGCUGGUGUACCUGGCGAGGGAGGGCGACCGGGAGGUGUCGUGGGGCGAGGUGUGCUCCUACUUCGGUCGGUUCUGCGGCAGGGCCACCGUGUCCGUGGCGCUGCAGGCUGCCGCGCUGCUCUGCUUCGUCGCGCUCUCCCUCGUCUCCGCCUUCCGGGUCUUCCGCGAGUUCGACGCCCCUGGUGCUCAUGUUGAUUGCUCGGGGGACUCUGACUCCAAGCAGGCGCAAGAGCAAGAGGAAGGUAGAUGAUGAUCCAUGAUGAGCAAUCGCUGAUAUUUGGACCAUCGUUUAUAUGUCAAUGGUUGGCGAUGGCGAUGGCUAUGGCGAUGAGUCCUUAGUUUUCUUUACGAAUGCUGAUUUCGGGAGGAGAAAUAUUGUGAAAUAAACUUUAUUGUUGUUGGGAAAGAUGAGAUUGUAUGCGACACACUGAUCACGUGCAAUUUGCACAUAUAUAUAGGUAUAAGAGUGCACGA
Aegilops tauschii subsp. strangulata is the source of this 921-nucleotide messenger RNA. RefSeq names its product CASP-like protein 2D1. The record is from RefSeq and is a predicted model, not a curated record. NCBI's taxonomy places the organism in Eukaryota, Viridiplantae, Streptophyta, Magnoliopsida, Poales, Poaceae.